UCCACUUCUGGAAACCAUAACAAAGUGUGAUGUCUUGGCGAGUAUUUUGGUUAAUAACCCAGAUUGUCACAGAAUCCCAGGGCUGCUUAAAGUGCAGCCAAGAUGCCAUGGCAGUCAAGAGGGAAUUCAGAGAUCACUUCCUGCAGAGGAAACUCCGUGGAGAUCCUCAACUUAGAACAAAACUGCAGGAACUCCUGGACAAUGCCAUAGAAGACUUGUCACAUCGGCCUAUUGAGAAGAAAAAAUAUAUGGCGGUGAUUGAUGAAUCUACAUUAGCAAGACUUGCUGCUUACUUCAAACGCUCUAUAUACCGGAUCAUGGAGAAUGAUUUUGAAGAUGGGCAACUUUUUAAUGAAGUCAUGUGGAGCCUCCAGAAACUGAAGGUUACUUUUGAGCAGAUGAUGCCAAAAAUUACAAAAGUUUAUUGCAGCAAUGAAUGUGGUCGCAUGUUUUACGUGCUUAUCAACUGCUUCUCCUGCUGGACAAAUUCUCACUCGUGUACCAAGAACAUUAAGUGUGGAGAAAGGAGGGUACAAGUGGAAAUGGAUGAAGAUCUGAUUCUGGAUUGUGCUCUGACGUGGCACAAGGCAAGUCACGGUGUGAAGCGAUAUAACUUCUUCCGAGUGGUGAAUGGAGAACAGAAAAUGAUGGCUAGUAGCACAGAUUCUUUUCUGAUCAAGAAAGAGGCAAACAUAAAUGACACAGGCAGAUAUCGGUGCGAAAUGCUGGACCCGAAAGGACAUCCGGCCAGCCAGCUUGAUUUCCAAGUGGUCGUGUUGCCUUCAGUCCGGAAGACCACCUGGUUCACCCGGCCAGGCACGGCAACAAUGGAAGGGCCCCUCGUCCUAGGUGUCUCUUCCAGGGCCCCAUUACCCAAAGAAGACUGGACAGCUUGGAUCGUAAUUGGAUGCACAGGAGGGCUGCUUGUCGUUAUUGUUGUUGCUUUUGUCUGUUAUUACCGUUGGAAGAGGGAGGAUGGAGAUGAUGACAAAGAUGAAGAAGAGGAAGAUGAUGAUGAAAGUGAGAGUGAGAGCGAGAGUGACUCCUCAGAAAAAUGAAGCCUUCCCCCUUUCAAGUUCCUCCCAUGUCAAUGACUUCCCCAAAUUCUCUUUGUGUUGUAAAGGUCUAGACUAACUUUGUUCAUUUAUUUAUAAAGACAGUCAGCAUGUUUUACCAGAUACAGACUCUGUUUGGGUUCUCUGGGAGAAAAUCAAGGUUCAGUAGAUGG
Molecule: messenger RNA, 1228 nt
Organism: Pogona vitticeps (central bearded dragon)
Lineage: Eukaryota; Metazoa; Chordata; Lepidosauria; Squamata; Agamidae
Source: RefSeq, a predicted model, not a curated record